Messenger RNA from Klebsormidium nitens, 1253 nucleotides. The record is from the annotation of a GenBank genome assembly. Lineage: Eukaryota; Viridiplantae; Streptophyta; Klebsormidiophyceae; Klebsormidiales; Klebsormidiaceae.
CGUCUAAACGGGAAAGGUCAGCAACAGAAGCUGGUAACGGCUACGGCCUUGCCAAGCCUUAAAAUUGGAGGCUGGAGCAGCUUUCACUGUCAGCGCGCAGGGUCAGGAUUGCAACUCUAGGACCUAGAGCCUUUUCCAUGGGCAAGGUUUUGAACAGCGCACUGGGAGCACUCACAGUUCCGUUUUGUGGUGUAGCCACGCUUUACCUGCUUCAGAAGAAAAGAGAGAUUGCGAGAGAGGGCACGAAGGUUCACGUCAGUUUUCGACUGGGCGCGCCUACAAAGAAUUAGUGGAAGAACCUGCAAGCUUCCCUUCAAGAAAGCAAUCAUCUCUCUGAUCGAAGGUGGUGCAGUCUGAAACAAGCAAAGGACGUUGAGUGGAUUCACAAUGAGGCCAUUAGAUGAAGAGGAAACAAAGGCUGUAUUUGAAAAGCUCUAUCAGUAUGUUGGAAAGAACAUCAAACACUUGAUUGAAAGGCCAGCUGGAGAAGGCAAGGAUGAUGACGGGCACUACUGCUUCCGGCUUCAGAAGAACAGGGUCUACUAUGUUAGCGAGGCCUUGGUAAAGAGAGCCACGAAUGUGGGCCGAGAGCAUCUUGUGGCUUUGGGGACCUGCAUAGGGAAAUUCACAAAAGGUGGCAAGUUCAGGCUAACGGUCACCUGCUUGGACCUUUUGGCUGCACACGCAAGAUUCAAGAUAUGGCUCAAGCCUUCCGCUGAGAUGUCCUUUCUGUAUGGCAACCACGUGCUAAAGGCGGGCCUUGGACGAAUUACAGAAAACACCCCGCAGUACCAAGGAGUGGUCAUAUACAACAUGUCAGAUGUCCCCUUGGGCUUUGGAAGCACUGCAAAGUCAACACAGGACUGCCGGAAACUGGAGCCGAAUGCAAUCGUGGCCUUUCAUCAAGCUGAUAUAGGGGAGUACUUGCGGACGGAGGAUGAUUUGUGAACAUGCUGCUCUAUCAUUGGUCACCUUUCAGUUUCUUGUUGGCACAAGCGAAGCGCGCUUGUGUUUCAUCUUCGCAGUACGAACUUCCGAGACGACAUUCGUAAUUUUGUGGUUAACAGAAGCAGCUAGACUCAGUGAUUUUAGUUCUUCAAGUUCUUUAACUUGCAUCCUUGGCUGCGUGAUUGCUGAAAGCGUGACAAAUCCACGAACAAAUCAACUUCUAGUCGAAGUUGACUAGAAUGCUCACAUGUGGAACCUGCGUCAUGGUGCAACCAAUGUAGCUUAUAACGAGUACUUGAUGCAGG